CCGGCGGCCAUGUCGGAGCUGGCGCGCGAGGAGCUGUCGGCGCUCGCCGCCAUCUACUGCGAGCCGGGCGGCUGCGAGCUGCUGGCGGCCUCAGAGACGCAUGGAAUCUCAUUUAGAAUUCAAAUCACUGUGAAAGAACUGCUGGAUACAGAUGUACUUUUAAAGUUGUUAUUUCAUUUACCAGUCAGUUAUCCAUCAACUGUACCAGAUAUUUCUGUUAACUCAGACCAGCUUACAAGGGCCCAAUGUAUGGACGUGAAAGAUAAAUUACUUGAACAAGCAAAGAAGCAUCUUUCUGAACCCAUGGUACAUGAUCUGAUUCUUUGGAUACAGCAGCAUCUUAAAGAUGUCAUUAAGGAAUCAGCAACAGUUUGCAGUGAAAAAACUACUUCGUCAAAAGGAACAAGUGCAGAAGAUGGUAUCUGGAUGCUCCUUUUGCAUUUAGAUCACAUGAGAGCAAAGGCAAAAUACGUGAAAACUGUGGAAAAAUGGGCUUCAGAUCUAAGGCUGACUGGAAGACUGAUGUUCAUGGGCAAGAUAAUAUUGAUUCUUCUUCAGGGUGACAGGAGCAGCAUUAAGGACUAUUUGAUUCUUCAGAAAACUUGUAAGGUAGAUGUGGACUCAAGCGGAAAGAAAUGCAAAGAGAAAAUGAUGAGUGUACUGUGUGAGACAGAAGUACAAUCACAGCAUAAAAGGUUUCAGACAUUUGAAGUCAAAGAAUACUCAACACUGAAGGAGUUACAAAAGGAAUUUGAAACUGCAGGACUUAAAACUCUUUUCUCUGAGUUUGUGCCUCCUCUCUUAAAAUAAAAUUAAAAGAAAACAUGGGACCUUUGACCAAGGCAGUAGUUGACUACAGAUGCUGAUGGAAGAUAAAAGGACUAAUGUGGCAAAUGUUAAAGCUUUUCUGCAAAAAGUGCCAGAAGUAGUCAUCCUCUUGCAAGAAGAAGGCAAUUCAUACAUUAAGACUGUUUUGCAGUCCCUGUUUUUCAAUGUUUUGUUUCUUCUCUCUCAUGGCAGAGUUUGUUGAUAAUGGUCUGCUAGAAAGCAUGAUUAAUUUUGCUUUGGGAGAUUAUAUGAAGAUAUUUCUGUAUAAAAACAUAGCAAACACAGAUUUCAAUAUGUGAGGACAGCAUAUACUUAAUAUUCCUUAGGAGUUCAUUUGCUAACUUUUCAUUCUCCAUUUAAUUGACUAUAAAUGCUAGACUAUUGAUUUGAAGAAAAAGCUCGUGUUCCUUUGGCCCUGAAAAAACUUAAAGUGUCUUUUUGAAUGUUAGUUUUAAUUCUAAAAUGAAUAAAACCACCUAACUGGAGAAUUUAAAUUCAUUAAAAAGCUAAGGUAAAGCCAAUGGUAAUAUUUGCUUUGAUAGUUUACAGAUUUCUUUUUGCAUUUUAUCUGGUUUUACUGUCUGUGCAUCUUUAUAUAUCUUGAUUCAAUUAAACUGUCAGAGCAGCAUAUAUACAGACUUCUGUCUCUCAAGACUUUGGUCAAGUUUUCUGGUUUGGUGUUUUUGUUUGUUUGGUUUGGUUUUGUUUUGUUUUUGAUUGGUCAGUGGCCUUGGCCAGCUUAUAGUUGUGGUUUUUUUUUAGUCAGUCUGUGUUUUACAUUUACAUUAGUAUAAUGUUACAAAUUAUAUACAUAAUUUUAUAAACUUUACAAGUUGUGCAAGUUCUGUUUGCCUAGGGAGAAUUGGAUACUUAUUUCUUAAAAUUAUUAAUGUCCCUUGGUUUCUGUUUUACCUGAAACCAUUCUCUAGUCAGGCUAGAUAAAUUAUCCAGUAAUAAAAAUUUUGCAGUCAUGAAUUUCUCAGUAACUAGCAAUGUCAUUUUGGUUGGUUUUAGCAUGUACCUAAACAUGUGCUUUACUGCUCUCUAAAACUCACUCCUAGAAACGAACUGUCUCAUGUAUUCUUUGUAAACUAAACAGAUUUGAUAAAUUCAGUAUAAAUUAAUUUAUCUCCAUUGUACUGGGAGAAGAUCAGGACACUUUGGUUAGUUUCUGUCCUGGAAAAUUAUUAUGUAAGAUAUGAUUUCCAGUUUCAUACUCAGACUAUGAAAUCAUUCCUCUUUCUUUAUAUAUUCUAGAAAAGUAAACUCGUAAGACUUUUAGGUUUUACUUUUUUUAGGGGUUUUUUUGAGAUAUCAGAUGCAUAAGGGGUUGUAGACGAUUAGAGAGUUUCUGAAGUUUCUAAGGAGUUUGGUAAUUUUCUUAAUAGAGAGUGUCUCAAAUAUGUAUGUUGCAUGUUAUUUUGUGCACUGAUGCUUAUUUAAUGACAUAGUAGCAAAAGUUCUUAAUGAGUCUUUCAUGUUUAGCACAUGUAAUACUUCAGGCACAGUAGAAAACAGGUUUUACAAAUCUGUUUUAUAUUAUUUUGAAAUGGCUUCCUGAGAGAUAGGAAUCUAAUUUUCCAUCAUUUUAAAUGCAUAUGAAGAUGAAUUCUUACUGUUAUAAAGAAGAAUGAAACAGAAGUCUCUUUAAAAUAUUAAAAUAGCAUAUAUUUUAAAUUAUAGUUUCAAGAAUUGAGCUGUUCUCAGGUAAAAUAGCUAUGUUGAAAAACUCUGUGUCAGCGGAGUAUAGUCUUGAAAAGAUGCCAGGGGUCUUUCCUUAUGCUAUGUGGAUCUGACAAGUAUCAAAUCCAAGAAAAGGCCUAUGCAUGUACAAUACAAAAACAUAAUCAGUAUCUCUCUGCAAAACUAAAUGUUGUAAGAUUUUGCCAGAUGGAUUUCAUGUCCUCAGCCAAAUCUUUACUUUAAAACCCUCCAAAUUUCUGGAACAAGAAUAGUAAGGUACUUUAGUACAACCCAUAUCACAAUAUUUUGCCAUUAAAAUCUGCCUGAGGCCAUAUGCAACAUGCAUAUAAAUCUGUUGUAUAUGCUUUCUGUUGAUUUUGGGAAUAAGGUUGAAUAGCAUACCUACUCAUGUGAUCUCAAAUUGCAUGUGACUUAAAAAAUAAUUGAGGCAUAAGUUGUGGUCAUCUUUCUUGCAAGAUUAGAUGCAGACCCACUAAUUCUUUUCUCCCUACAGAAAAGUGACUGUAAUUAGCUGCACGAGAAAAGCUAUUUGUAGGGUCAGUGGUUGCCAGUUUCACUUGAAUAUAAACUGAUGUAUUUUCUUGAGUUUUAUUGCCUGAUGCCUUCUUGGUCAACUGUUUGGCCGGAGCUGGCAUUCUGAAACAGCUAAUUAAAAAAACAGAUAAAAAGAGCAAAUGAGAAUUGGGUAAGUUGCAGCUCUCUUCUAAUCUGCGCUCAUCUUUCUGCCAAAUGAAGUUGUAAGAAGCUAGAUGAUUUCUGUGUUUCAGGAGUUGUAAAAUGCAGUUUAUACAAUGGAUUUUUACCAUAGUUAAAUUUGUUACUCACUAGCUUACAUUGGACAAAUCCACAAGUUCGGUGUAGGAAGGGACUGCAGGUUUUUUGGUUGGUUUGAUGUGCUUCAGGAGAAUUACAAAUCUGAUCAGCUUGAUACUGUUCAGACAGCAGAGAACAUGAAAACUGAUGUCAGUCUGAUUCUGUUAAAGCAAAUGCUUUUGCCUACCCAUCAGUCAGUCACUUAUUUUGAAGGGUAGGAGGAUAUCUUCUGUUCACAUGAGUAAACAAUGUUUUUCAAGGCUGUUCUUUUGGAAGGAUGUUGCAGCUGUCUGUUAACUGAUGGUUUGUUUGCAUUUAUUGUAAAAAGAGAUGGGCAAGCCUGUGAGCCCCUGGGGCACAAAAGUCGUCAAAAUAGGUAGUGUGGUGCAUGUUCUGCCCUCCAAGGGAACUGAAGCAGACACAGAAGAACAACAAAACAUGCAGAUACAGAAAAACAAAAUGCAGGGAAAAGUCAAAACUCUUGAGCAUUGUUAAAGAAUGCCUAUCAGAGUUUAAAAAGUUUGUGAAGUGUAUGUAACUAUCAGAAUCUGACAAUUCAGUUGCAAGGAAGAAGAAAUCCACAAAUCAAAAAUGAUUUAACAAAUAAGAAGCUAGAUUUCUUGUGGAUAUUAUAAGUAGUUCUUCAAAAUACAUGGUUAGUAAAGCCUUGUUUCUGGUGGCCUAUCUCGUUUCUAAACAAUAGCACACAUGAAGCCUUCCCUGCAGAAGAUACAUUCCUGAUGGUAUUCUCCCAGGUGGGUUCCCCAGUGCCUGAUGUUGACUGUGCAUAAAUUGAUUAUUGUUUACAUAAAUCUUUAGAGUAUGAAUAGCUUUUCUUCACCUGUUACCUUGUUCAUCAAAGUUGUAGGUACUUGGUUUCUUUCAGGUUGUUAAUCUCUCAUUUUAAUUGAAAUGAGUUAAAUUAAAAAGUUCUGGGAGAACUUCAUAGUAUAAACAUGCAUGCUUCUGUACAGACAGCACAGAUAUGUAACCAUAGUUUCCUUUGAAAAUCAGGCUAAAAUGAAAGAUGUUGCAAUAGGAUUGACAACUUGAAGAAUCAAGUUUUUAGGACAAAAGUGAGGUUUGUUUGGUCUUUUUGAAUACUUUGGCGUAUUAAGUGUAAAGAAAACAAAAAAUGGGUUAAGAAAACAAAAAAUGGGUUAAGAAAACAAAAAAUGGGUUAAGAAAACAAAAAAUGGGUUAAGAAAACAAGAAAGAUCUAGAGGAGGGAAGUAACUUUAAUGGAGGACAUCAUCAGUAUUAGGAAUUCACCUGCUUUUCAUAUUUAGUCUCAUUAAUUUCUGCAACACCCCCGACUCUGAUUUGUUAUUUGAUGUUGGAGGAAGGACAGGACACUGUAAGAACUCAUAUACGAAAAUCCUUGGCAUAAUCAAUUAAAAAUAAUUGAAAGUAGAUUUGAUUGUUUUGUGAAUAAGGCUGAUUUUUGCAGGUUUGUGGUUCUGUCUCAUUUUCCUAUAAUAAGAUCAUUUGUCUCUUAUUUCUGACCUACAAAACUCAGAUUAGUAUAAAUUAUAUGCAGAAGUACUGUAAUGAGCAUAAAGAAACUUCAUAGAGGAAAAAAUAUUUUGUUUAUGAUGUCUCCUUUAAAAAUAGUUUAAUAAACCCUGCAUAUGGGUGAUUUAAAACUGAGUGUCCCUUGAUUUGUUAAGCUUUAUCUGUGAAAAUACAAACAUAAUCAUGUUAUAGUACAUCUGAAAUAAGAUGAUGAAAGGUUGCACUCACUGUAUUUCUGCCAAAGUUUGAAACUGAAAUUGCUUAUAUUAUGAAAUAGUGCAAUUGCUGGAAUCAACUUUCAUAUAUCUUAUAGUAGUAUUAAGCAUUAUCAUCCUGUCUUUUAGUGCAUAACACAUGCAACACUGGCAGCACUCUGUCUGGCUUUAUAUUUUCUAUGUGUACAUAUUUUUAUGUUAUCUUAUGCAAGAGUUAUGAUUAUUUAUAUUAGUUAUAGACAUAAAUGGAACUUGAAAUGUGAAUAUGGUAAUGCCAUUUUGCAGCUGUUGUUCUGUGCCGCGUUCAUGUAUUGGCUUUUGUAUUAGUUUGUGUUGUCUAACUUCAAAGUAUUAACCCACAGUGAAGAGAACUCUUCAGAAUGACAGAAAAAUUUGCCUAGAAGACAUUCAUUUAAGGAAUUCUUUGGACUCUAAAAAUGAAUACCUUAAUACUUCCAGUUAAUUAUGCAUUCAGAUACUUUAAUUUUAUGCUAAUAAGGUAACAACUGCUGCACUUCUUAUUUUCUUUGUGUUUCUUAAUGUAAUACAUGUUAUCUAUUUGUAUCUUGCAUUAGAACAUAGCUGAUCAUGAAAUUGGAGUCAAUGUUUUAUUAGUAUUUCCCAUUGUAAAUGUCUGUGAUUCAUUAUAUGUAUGCAUUGUUAUCUAUUAUAACAUGAAUGCAAAGAGCUAUUUUAGGAUGAAACUUGAUACAAAAGAUCUCUGCAUGAGAACAAUAA
This is a messenger RNA of Manacus vitellinus (golden-collared manakin), 5813 nucleotides long. RefSeq names its product RWD domain containing 3 (gene RWDD3). Gene Ontology annotation, biological process: positive regulation of hypoxia-inducible factor-1alpha signaling pathway; positive regulation of protein sumoylation. NCBI's taxonomy places the organism in Eukaryota, Metazoa, Chordata, Aves, Passeriformes, Pipridae. Gene Ontology annotation, molecular function: protein binding. The coding region runs from base 10 to 810 and encodes 266 amino acids. The transcript has 4 exons. The record is from RefSeq and is a predicted model, not a curated record.